This is a messenger RNA of Pseudogymnoascus destructans, 489 nucleotides long. RefSeq lists its product as uncharacterized. The transcript has 4 exons. Bases 1 to 489 code for a protein of 162 amino acids. NCBI's taxonomy places the organism in Eukaryota, Fungi, Ascomycota, Leotiomycetes, Thelebolales, Thelebolaceae. The record is from RefSeq and is a predicted model, not a curated record.
AUGGCCCGUCUCACCAGCCUAACUGGCAUUGCUACACUUACCUACAACGCCUCUAAUUUUUUCGACGAGCUCCAACUCGAAAACAUCACCGACCCAUCAAGUGGAUUUGUCGAGUAUGUGGAUGCGGCAACCGCAAAGGCAAAGUCCCUAGCAGGCAUCCGGAACGUGGACGACGAAGGGUAUUCGAUCUGGUUCUUUCCCCACGCCAGCAUCCCGGCAGACAUCACGGCGGGGACCCCGGACCCAUCGACUUGGGGCAAGCCGUUGACUUACUUCGUGGACUCUGGGGGCUGCGACUUCGCCACUUACUUUAAGAGCAACCGCUUUAUAUUUUGUGGCUGGGCUGGAGCCGUGUGGUCAUCAUUCCCUCAGUGCAGUGCAAAGGCCGCUACUUGCAAGGAAUAUGCAAGUCCAUACAGAGGUGGCAAGUUAGACUACUCAGCGGGCAGGUUCUACAGGCCGACAGCGCCGCUGUGGACUAUGUGGUAA